Molecule: messenger RNA, 1513 nt
Organism: Salvia hispanica
Lineage: Eukaryota; Viridiplantae; Streptophyta; Magnoliopsida; Lamiales; Lamiaceae
Product: alpha/beta-Hydrolases superfamily protein
Biological process (GO): lipid metabolic process
Source: RefSeq, a predicted model, not a curated record
CGAAACAUCAAUUAUCCACAAGCCCUAAAUCAAUUCAAUCAAAUCCCUUUCUCGACGUCGUUUUGCGCCUUCCCAUCUCCACCUGGCAACCUUCCACCGGCUCACGGUCGCCGGAAAACGACUGCCCCUUUUCAAAUUGGAGCGCGCAAUUCGAUUUAGGGAACUUUUUAAUCAGGGCAUGGAAAGCAGGAGCUGGCUGGUUGUUGCAAUUCUCAUAUGUUCGGUGACUUUAUCAUCAUGUAGAGAACUCAAGGUGACAGUCAAGCAUAAGCACAACCAUAAGCAGCAUGACUCGGCAAAGUACAAUCACACUCUUGCAACAAUAUUGGUGCAAUAUGCUUCAGCAGUAUAUAUGUCAGACUUGACUGAGUUGUUUACAUGGACUUGCUCAAGAUGUAAUGGUCUAACAGAGGGCUUUGAAAUACUUGAGCUGAUCGUUGACGUAAAAUGGUGUCUACAGGGAUUUGUUGGUUUUGCAGCUAAUCUUAACGCUGUUGUUAUUGCAUUCAGGGGAACACAGGAAACCAGUAUUCAGAAUUGGGUCGAAGAUUUGUUCUGGAAGCAGCUUGAUAUCAAUUAUCCUGGAGUUGACGGUGCAAUGGUUCAUCAUGGUUUUUAUAAUGCUUAUAAUGACUCUUCAUUACGUCCUGGAGUUCUAAGUGCUGUUCAACUAGCAAAGGAGCUAUAUGGAGACACUGACAUCAUGGUAACAGGGCACUCAAUGGGAGGAGCAAUGGCUGCAUUAUGCGGACUUGAUCUUCGUCUCACUCUUGGAAAGCAGCAGAAAGUCCAGGUCGUGACAUUUGGGCAACCUAGGAUUGGAAAUGCUGUUUUUGCAUCCUACUAUAGCGAAGUUGUCCCGGACACCUUUCGUGUCACACAUGGAAAUGAUAUGGUGCCUCAUCUGCCCCCCUAUUACUCCUAUUUUCCGCAGAAAACGUACCAUCACUUCCCAAGAGAGGUCUGGAUCCGCGAUCUUGCAUUUGGAAGCUUUGUUUAUACAGUCGAGAAGGUUUGUGAUGGUUCUGGGGAAGACCCAACUUGUAGCAGAUCUGUGAGGGGAAACAGCAUUGCUGAUCACUUGAUAUACUAUGGCGUUGAAAUGGGAUGCAAUGAGUCGACAAGCACGUGCAGGAUUGUGAUGGACCAGGGUCUUGCUGCCUAUGGCUUGACAGAUGCUGAUGGGAAUUUUGUUGUAUUGAGGGAUCCACCAAAGUCGGUCUUGAAAUUAAAUACAGACGGAGGCAAUCGAAGCACCCUGGUUUAGAUGUGCUGAAUCGGGCCAACCACACCAAUUUUUGUUGAGGUGGAUUGUAAUCAGAGGUCAUAUUCAUUCAAAAAAGCAAAAAAUAAGAAACUGUACAUACAUCUUGCUCACAUGUAACACCAAAAAUGUCUUCUGUAAAUAACAGUUCCCACAGCAUGUAUUAGUAUACAGAAUCUGCACUUGUAAAUAAAGUCCUCAUCUCUGCAAUUUCAUAUUUGUGUCAAUCAGCUGAUUUAUCGAGAUUUA